GGGCCGGGCUGGGCGCACCCGCCGGUCUCCGGCUGCCGCCGCCCCUGCCGCUCCCCCACCCCUGCCCCAGCCCUGCCUCCGUCUGUCCGCCCGUCCGUGGGUCCGUCCGGACACAGGGAAAGAGCCACCUGCCCAGCUGCACCUCCACCUUCCCAACACCGCCAGAUGUGCCUCCACGUUGUGCUGCGCAGGGAACUGACUCCGGGGAUCCUUCCCUGCCACCUCCACUGCUGACCCCCAGCCCCACGGGAUCCCUGGCCUGUCCCUGCGGCUCCUCCAACGGCCCAGGCCGUGGACUGCUGGGUUCCCCACCCCAGCACUCAGCAUGCCCUUUUCUGGUGCAGCCAGACCCUCCCAGGAAUCACUCUGGAGCUCAAGGCCAUCCUGCAGGGUAAGGUGAUACGGCCGUGGUGCUGUCUCUGUGCCAGGGCUGCCCUCCCAGCUAUUGCACGUCUCCCGUCCCCCGGUAGGAAAUGGAGUCCAAGGUCUCUGAAGGCGGCCUGAACGUCACCCUCACCAUCCGACUGCUGAUGCACGGCAAGGAAGUCGGAAGCAUCAUUGGGAAGAAAGGAGAGACCGUGAAGAAGAUGCGUGAGGAGAGUGGGGCAAGGAUCAACAUCUCGGAGGGAAACUGUCCUGAGCGGAUUGUGACCAUCACUGGCCCCACUGAUGCCAUAUUCAAGGCUUUUGCCAUGAUCGCCUACAAAUUCGAGGAGGACAUAACCAACUCCAUGAGCAACAGCACUGCUACCAGCAAACCUCCAGUGACACUGAGACUGGUCGUGCCAGCGAGUCAGUGUGGCUCGCUGAUCGGCAAGGGAGGCUCCAAGAUCAAGGAGAUCAGAGAGUCAACAGGUGCUCAGGUUCAAGUGGCGGGGGACAUGCUGCCCAACUCCACGGAGCGGGCGGUGACAAUCUCGGGGACACCCGACGCAAUUAUCCAGUGUGUCAAACAGAUCUGUGUGGUGAUGCUGGAGUCCCCACCAAAAGGUGCCACCAUUCCCUACCGCCCAAAGCCCGCCUCCACCCCUGUCAUUUUUGCAGGUGGUCAGGUAAGAGCCGACCCGCUUGCAGCCUCCACUGCCAACCUCAGCCUUUUACUGCAGCACCAGCCGCUGCCCGCCUAUACAAUUCAGGGACAAUACGCUAUUCCACACCCGGAUCAGUUGACCAAGCUCCACCAGUUGGCUAUGCAGCAAACCCCCUUUACUCCCCUUGGACAGACCACCCCCGCUUUCCCUGGAGAAAAGCUGCCCUUACAUUCCUCCGAAGAAGCUCAAAAUCUGAUGGGCCAGUCAUCAGGUUUGGAUGCCAGUCCCCCGGCCAGUACUCAUGAACUCACCAUUCCCAAUGAUCUAAUAGGCUGCAUAAUCGGACGCCAAGGGACCAAAAUCAAUGAAAUUCGGCAGAUGUCGGGAGCGCAGAUUAAAAUCGCCAACGCCACGGAAGGGUCAUCGGAGCGCCAAAUUACCAUCACAGGAACCCCUGCAAACAUCAGCCUUGCGCAGUACCUCAUCAACGCCAGGCUGACGUCUGAGGUCACUGGAAUGGGCGCACUCUAAUUUCCACCCACCAUCCUCCACUCCGCACCACCUGACCCUCUCCAGCCACCGGCACUCCACCCAGCCUGUACUGCCUGUACAUUUACCGUCUUCCCUUUGCCUCCACAGAUACUCUUUUCUUUACUAACGAAUAUAUAUAUAUAUAUAUAUAAACACACACGCGCAUAUGCACACACCGGAACGGUUCUUUACAAGCUCCUUGCUGUGCUCCCAAGGCUGCUCCCAAACACUUUGGUUAUGGUCCUUAUUUUCAGCGUACGGUGUUAAUACUUCAUCUGCUUUUUGGGGAUGGGGGGGGGGUGUUUUUUUUCUCGCUGGUGAGACUUCAGGAGAUGACAAGGUCUCUAGUGUCAGUCUAGUGUAGCUACUUACACGUUUGAGUUGACAUUGGCAGUACUUUCUGUAGCCUAUGGACAUAUGUGAUGCCAACCAGAGCUGUGCGUGCUUCAGACGAGUUACUUUUCUCACCCUUCUUCCUUUGGUGCUCCCUCUUGCUUGUCCUGGCUCACCUUUGCCACCUCACAUCCCUGCCCUCAGGGUACGGGCGUAGUUUUCACCCUGUGUCGUUUGGGAAGCGGAACGCGCGGGAGCCGAGCUGACGCGCGUGCACAGGUUCACCCGCAGGCUUCUCUCUUUGAACAUGGCAUGGUCCAGACAAGCCCUUUUUCAUACCAAAUUAAGGGAAUCACACACACACACACACGCGCGUAUACACAAAUGCUCCUUUUUUUUUAACUAACGAGCAACUGGAAGUGGGAAGAACUCAGCUGUAUGGGAUUCACACCCCCAGGGGCCUUUGAAAGCACUCUUUUGGCAAUCCCCAUGGGCAAAACCUUUGGACGAUAGCUCAGGAAGCUCUGUGAGCUGGCUGUGUUUGUCGUUGUUUGUGUUCAAUAAAUGUCUGUGCAGCUCUGGUA
Messenger RNA from Neopelma chrysocephalum (saffron-crested tyrant-manakin), 2479 nucleotides. RefSeq names its product poly(rC) binding protein 3 (gene PCBP3). Gene Ontology annotation, cellular component: nucleus; cytoplasm. The coding region runs from base 474 to 1562 and encodes 362 amino acids. Lineage: Eukaryota; Metazoa; Chordata; Aves; Passeriformes; Pipridae. The record is from RefSeq and is a predicted model, not a curated record. Gene Ontology annotation, molecular function: mRNA binding. Gene Ontology annotation, biological process: regulation of gene expression; regulation of RNA metabolic process. The transcript has 17 exons.